This is a messenger RNA of Sordaria macrospora k-hell, 1053 nucleotides long. RefSeq lists its product as uncharacterized. Lineage: Eukaryota; Fungi; Ascomycota; Sordariomycetes; Sordariales; Sordariaceae. Gene Ontology annotation, cellular component: extracellular region. Gene Ontology annotation, biological process: carbohydrate metabolic process. Gene Ontology annotation, molecular function: cellulose binding. The record is from RefSeq and is a predicted model, not a curated record.
AUGAAGUUCUCGGUCCUUGCUGGCCUCGUGGCCCAAGCUUUCACCGUCUCUGCCGGUACCGUUCUCUGGGAUGGCCGCUUCAACGACUUCACCUCCUCCACCGACCUCAACAAGUGGUCUUGGGGCAACCAGGUCGGCCCUUACCAGUACUACAUCCACGGUUCUUCCGAGGUCACCUCCUAUGUCAACCUCUCCCCCAGCUACAAGAACCCGGCCGACUCCGGCUCCAACCAGGGUGCCAAAAUUACCCUCGACAACACGGCCUACUGGAACGGCCAGAACAUGCGCCGUACCGAGCUGAUCCCCCAGACCACGGCCGCCAUCAACCAGGGCAAGGUCUUCUACCACUUCUCUCUGAUGCGCAAGGAUACCAACGCCCCUGCCACCACCCGCGAGCACCAGAUCGCCUUCUUCGAGAGCCACUUCACCGAACUCAAGUCCGGCUGGCAGUCGGGCGCCUCUGGCAUCUCUGACCCCCUGCUGAGGUGGUGCAUCGGUGGCCAGACCAAGUGGAGCGUCAACUGGGACGCCGGCGUGUGGCACAACGUUGCCUACGAGAUCGACUUUUCUGCCAACACUGUGGGUUUCUGGCACUCUACCGGCAGCGAUGAUCUUGUCCGGGUUAUCGCUCCCCAGUCCGCCAGCACCAGCAGCAACGGUGCUGACUGGCACGUCGGUGUUCUUGAGCUUCCCCGUGAUGGUUAUCCCGAUACUACCGAGGACUACUUCUGGUCUGGUGUCUACAUUGAGAGCGGCAGCAUCACCACUUCCGUCUCCGGUCCUGGCUCCUCCUCCCCUAACCCCGGCACCCCCAGCAGCAGCAGCAGUGCCGCCCCCGUCAAGCCUUCCACUUCCUCUACCACUUUGGUUACUUCAACCACUCGUGCCCCCAUCACCACCACCAGUGCCGCUCCUGCUGUCACCACCACGGCUAGCUCCUGCACUGCCGCUCAGUGGGCCCAGUGCGGCGGUAACAACUUCUCUGGCUGCAAGACCUGCGCUUCCCCGUACAAGUGCAACUUUGUCAAUGACUGGUACUCCCAAUGCUACUAA